CUUCAAGUCAGACAGCAAGUCGGCUUUGGACAAAGCAGAGACCUGCAUGGCUCAAAAUGCCUUGCUUGUUUCAAAGGCUACGCCUCCUGCUAUAAGUGCAAACAGCUGGAAUAGGACAUACCUUAAAUAUGGUCAACAGAAAGCUCCCUGGACUUGGCAAAAGAGGGGGAAUAUGGGGAUUUUUCAUCCUUUUGCUUUACACCGGCCCUCCUUCUUGCUUUGCAACGUUCAGUCAAGCAAAAGAACUCAUCUAUAGAAUAAAGGAGGGUUUACCCAAGGGGACCUUUGUUGGAGCCAUCGGUGUGGACUUACAUUUGGAUUUUACAGUUGACCCCCCCUAUUUAUUCAGCGUGGCUCAAAGGAGGCUCAGUGAACAGUAUGUGACACUUAAUAAUCUGACCGGAGAGUUUUUUACAUCAGCGACAGAGAUUGAUAGGGAGGCACUUUGCCCUCAUAACCCAAACAAACAUGGAUGUUUCUUCUCCCUGGAUGUGUUUGUGCUUCCUCAGCAAUAUUUUCAGCUCAUCAAAGUGAAAGUCAUCAUUGAGGACAUCAACGACAACAGACCAAAGUUCCCCGUGGACGAGAUCGUUAUAUCCAUCCCGGAAAACACGGCGGUUAACGCUCGCUACGCAGUGGAGCAGUCCGCGGUUGACCCCGACUUGGGUCUUCACGGAGUGCAGACCUACUGGCUCGUGAAUGACUUUGGUGUCUUCACGUUGGAUGUGGAAGAAAACGAAGGAGGGGAGCUGACACCCUUUGUCAUCGUGACCGAUUCGCUGGACCGUGAGACGCGAGCCGAAUACGUCACGGAUAUCAUCGCGGAAGAUGGUGGGACCCCUCCUCUACUUGGUGCGGCCACUUUAAAAAUCCUCGUCUUAGACGUGAAUGAUAACUGUCCCCAAUUUAUCCAAUCGCACCUCAAUGUGACCCUGCACGGCAAUUCCACCAAAGGAACGCAUUUGGCUCGUCCGCAUGCUUUUGACCCCGACCUCGGUGCAAAUGCUCAGAUCAGCUAUGCUUAUAGCGAGCGUGUGCCAAGAGAGACCAGAAGCUUGUUCCACUUGGACAGAACUACAGGGCUGAUCAAACUUGCGGGAAAAAUAGACACGGCUACAGCCACGUUUUACAAACUCACGGUUCUGGCCAACGGACCUGGUUGCAUUCCUGCCGUUGCCACUGUUGCCGUUCGUUUGGUCAAAGUUCAAACGGGACCACCUGAAGUCAUACCAAGAUACAUCGCACAGGAAAAAGACGGAGUGCUGACGAUUAAGGAAUCGGAGCCGGUUUAUUCUCCGAUUGCUUUUUUUACCGUCAAAAAUCUACAAGUCGGUCAAAGUGUGGACUGCUAUUUGGAGGGUUCGGGUCCUUUUAGGAUCGGACCGUAUCAGCUGGCCAAAGACGAAUACCUGCUCGAAACCACGGAGCCGCUGGACUAUGAGACGACGCGGGGGUAUGAGCUCAUGGUAGUUGCUGAAAAUAGUCAAGGGCUGGUCAUCAAGACUUUCCUCAAGGUCGAGAUUUUGGACGAGAAUGACAACGCGCCGGUCUUUCAGCAGUCUUUUGUGGAAAUAUCGGUCGAUGAGAACAAUGCACCCAACACUUAUCUCACGCAACUCCAUGCCACAGACCAGGACAGCGAAGCCCGUGGGGAGGUCACCUUUCUCCUGGGAGGUGACGCCCCUGGCAUCUUUGUUUUAGAUCAGGUGACGGGUAUCCUGAGCGUGACCACAUCACUGGACCGCGAAGAGAAGGAAACAUACCGCUUUAUCGUGAGAGCGGUGGACCGGGGAAUCCCGAGGAGGGAGUCCAUCGCCACCGUGGUGGUGACCGUGCAAGACCGCAAUGACAACAGUCCGCGUUUCAUCAAUAAGGAUUUCACUUUUUUCGUGCCUGAGAACUUCCCCGGUUACGGUGAGAUCGGGGUGCUGUCGGUGACGGAUUCCGACAUCGGGGAAAACGGCUGGGUAGCCCUUUCCAUCCUCAACGGGAGUGACAUCUUUUUGAUAGACACCGGCCGAGGCACGCUAAGGGCCAAGGUCUCGCUUGACCGCGAGCAACAAGGUACAUACCAGCUGUGGAUCGAAGCCGUCGACGGCGGGCAGCCAGCGCUCUCCUCCGUAACCAUGGUGACCGUACUGCUGUUGGACGUCAAUGACAACCCACCCAUUGUCCUCUUCCCUCAAUCCAAUCAAUCCUACAUGUUGGUUCUGCCCAACACUCUGCCAGGAACGUCCAUCACGGAGGUGUACGCCGUGGAUAACGAUACGGGAAUGAAUGCUGUGAUCGCGUAUAGUAUCAUUAAAAGAAAGGGAGCUGAGCCCGGCUCGUUUUCCAUCGACCCGGAAACGGGAAAUAUCACUUUAGAGAGGGAACUCAGCAAUCGGGGCCUCUAUAGCCUCCUGGUAAAAGUCAGCGAUCACGGUCAGCCCGAGCCACUUUACUCCACCGUCAUGGUUAACUUAUUUGUGAAUGAAACCGUCAGCAACGAAAGCUACAUCCAGAGUUUGCUGAGCAGAGAAAAUGAGAUCGAAAUAGAGGACAAACCUUGGCAGAUCGGUCAAUUCCAGGAGGUGCCUGAGAGGAAGGACACAUUUCCGUGUAAAGCCGUCCUUGUUGCCCUUUCGGUGACAUGCGCCGGGCUGUUCUUCUCCCUCGUUACAAUGACGGCUUGCAUAUGCUGUAAAAGAUUCCAGAAGCAAAAGACAAAAUCGGAAGUUGAGUUGCCUCUUAAAAUGAAGACGGACUCGAUGCAGGUCAAGAAUGGGAAGUUGAGGCAUGUCUCGAACAUUUGAUGACACACGUGUUUACACCAAUG
Syngnathus acus (greater pipefish) is the source of this 2818-nucleotide messenger RNA. RefSeq names its product protocadherin-20 (gene pcdh20). The transcript has 2 exons. Gene Ontology annotation, molecular function: calcium ion binding. The coding region runs from base 129 to 2795 and encodes 888 amino acids. Gene Ontology annotation, biological process: homophilic cell-cell adhesion. The record is from RefSeq and is a predicted model, not a curated record. Gene Ontology annotation, cellular component: plasma membrane. Lineage: Eukaryota; Metazoa; Chordata; Actinopteri; Syngnathiformes; Syngnathidae.